This is a messenger RNA of Ambispora gerdemannii, 2498 nucleotides long. The record is from the annotation of a GenBank genome assembly. Lineage: Eukaryota; Fungi; Glomeromycota; Glomeromycetes; Archaeosporales; Ambisporaceae.
CCAAAACCAACAAGGUAUGUUCACAUCCAAAGCACCAGUUUUAUCUUUCUGCAGCUCGACACGGUACGAAAACGAAAAGUAUAAAGAAGGUGCCAGAACGUUUAAUCAACUUCUUCGAAUUAUCACAAGAGGCAAUGAUGUGUCGUCAUUGCUUAUACAAAACUGAUGACGAUUCAGAAUAUGUUAAUUUGCCCAACUAUCUACUGCCAAUAGAAAGGAUUUCGAAAGAGGAUAUAAGAAAAUUUCAAGAUAGGUCAUAUGUAUUACGAAGCGAUAUUAUUUACUCUCAAUUUCAAUUUCAGGAGCUGGAAUUUGCAUAUUAUGAAGUAUGUGCAGAGCUUGACGAAGCGAAGCUAGAGUCGAUUCCUUUCAGCAAGAAAAUUAAGCUGAUGGCGGGGGUGUUAUACACGAGACAGCGUGUAUAUAACGAAAGACCUAUUCUUGAUCCGAAAGAGUUCAAGAAAAUGCUUGAAGAAGCUGAACCGUCAUUAAAAGGUUUUUUUGAUCAAUUGGUAGCUGGAACUAAUCCGCAAGUCAAAAACCAUAUGACUAACGAGAAAAAUGAGAGAAGACUAGUUUCAUUUUGUUAUUUUCUUGCGGGACUUAACAAUAAAUUUAUUAAUGGAAUUAAAGCAGAAGUUGGGCUUUUAUUAGACAGAUCUGGAGCAUCUUCGUCGGCAAUAGAAACUUUAGCUGGUGCGGGUUUGACAAUAAGACGUGAGACCAUUGCAAGACAGAAAGCUCGGCAUGCAGAAGCACAUACGAUGACUGUGGGAAAGUUUUUAGUGAAAAAUAUUAGAAGCUUGGUUGUUCUUAACAUAGACGAUUUUCAUAAUAUUCAUGAAUACCGUCGUAGUGAUACAACAACUACACAUGAAGUCUCUCAUUUUAUUACAAUACUCUUAAAGGCCUUGCCAGAAACGGCUUCUAUUCCAUUUUAUACUUCUAAUCAAGAAGGGGGUGUUUAUAAUGAAAAGGGUAUUGAUGAAAAUAUUAUUAUACCGAAUGCUUACAUAUCUUUCUUUCCUUAUUUAUGGCUUAGUUAUGUAGGACGAAAGCAAGCAUUUACUGAUUUGACAUCUUUGUCAGAGACACAUGAUGAACGAGUUGAGCGUCUUUUAAUCCAUAGCUACGAUGAUAGGAUUGAACAACGCCAGGUCGAUCGAAGUAUGGACAACACGAAACUAGUUGAUUUAAAAGAAGGAUCUCUUCGGUCGACUAAUAAUUACGUAGAUGCCAUUAAACAUUUAAUGGAUGUUCCCGAAGUAAGAACAUAUGUGGAAACGCAAAUAUUAGUGGCACCUAUGGAUUACCCUGGACAACUUCAUGUACGGCGUGCCAUUAACUAUCGGAUCAAAGUCGGAGAUCUUUCUAGAAUACUGGAACAAAUUCUGCAUAUCGUUCCAAUGAUUGGACCUUUGCAUGUAUCCUUAAAUAGUCGUGAAACUGUGUUUCUUGAAAAUUAUACAUUUUUUGACAAGCUCUUUCAUGCGGUAUUCGGACAUCAAAAGGUAUUGGCGAAGAAGCCAAAACCUUACAAAAUUAACUUGUUACUUGAACUUGCAUCCCAAGGUUGGUCUCGAAUGCGUUUAAUUACCUUGCAGAAAUUUGAACAGUCCAAAGAUCCAGAAGUCCGAUAUCUUAUCAAUUUGCUAGACAAUAUCAUCCCGUUGGUUUUAGAUUUCUAUCCCAUCAUAUUUCGUAGUGGAAAUUGGAUGGCAUACAAAGAGGCAAUAUUUCGUGUUUGGACUAUUUUUUUUCAAUAUAAGCGUAGACACUAUAACAAAUUGCCAUUGGCAUUUUUAAGUGAUGUUUUUUACUGGGCCAGUACUAAUCAUCCGAUUUCACAAGCUCUUGUGGAUUUUCUUCACGUUUUUAACGAUUAUUACGUGGAAAACUUUCACAGCUCACUUCGACGGCAAAUACAAGAAUCAAAUCCAGCGAAACAGAUUAUUCAACAGGCACGGAUAAUCGAUCAGAUGCGUGGUGGCAACUCUUUCACGAGCGUAUUUGCUGAGAAUCACAACAUUAGAUAUUCAGCAAAACAGCUAGAAUAUCUUGAAAAACGGACUGCGCUUUUCCUAUUAAAUUUCUUUACAGGUGUCUAUCGGAAUCUUGGCAGAUCAAAGGUUAUUUCAUCCGACGUACAUUCAAAACCCAAAAUAUAUGAACUUCCAACACUUGAAGCUCAAGUCGAUGUUAAAAUAUUGGCGAUGGCUUGGAAUACGGCACACCCUCCCCGAGAAGAUAGGUAUUGUGACUUGGCGGACUGCAUAUAUUCAUACGAGGUAGGGAGUCAAUGCCAAUAUUGCACUGAUUAUCUUGUGAGCGAAAUUGAAACAAAUUGCAAGAAUUAUCAGAAGACUCUGACUUCAUUUGACAAGAUGAUCACGGAUGAGGGUAGAAAUGAAUCGGAUAUUACUGAAACCGUUGAUAAUACUAUCAUUCGUGAAGAUUUUUCUUUAGAUGAUAAUAUAGAUAUAUUUUUCGAAAGGGCC